AUAAAGGCCACCUCUCCUUCUCCAUUUCUCUGCACAUCGAAUUCACAUAUCUACAACAAGAGAUACCCACAUAGACACACAGACAUAAACACUCUCUCUCUCUCUCUCUCUCUCUCUCUCUCUCUCUCUCAGAUACUCUCAUUUCAAGACUCAGACAGACUCAAAUAGUCACAAACAGGUUUCUUGGCUCGAAAAUGAAGGCAACUUCAGAGAAAAGGUACGCCCUUCUGCUCGCAGCAAGAGACUCGGACUACGUGAAGAAAGUCUACGGCGGGUACUUCAACGUAUUCGUCGCGGCCUUCGGGGAGGAAGGCGAGAGGUGGGACCUUUACAGGGUCGUGGAUGGGGAGUUCCCGGACAUGGACGAGCUCCACAAGUACGACGGCUUCGUCGUCAGUGGGAGCCCUUAUGACGCCUAUGGCAACGACUACUGGAUCCUCAAGCUCUGCUUCCUCUUGGAAACUCUCGAUGCCAUGGACAAGAAGAUCCUCGGGAUAUGCUUCGGCCACCAGGUGCUGUGCAGAGCAUUGGGUGGCAAAGUUGGGAAAGCACACACAGGGUGGGACAUUGGGCUGAGGAAGGUGAGGAUUGUGAAGGAUUUGUUCCCAUGUGGGUAUUUGAAUGCGAUGGAUGAUAUCCCGCCAGCUCUAUCCAUUAUUGAGUGCCAUCAAGAUGAGGUCUGGGAGGUCCCAACUGGUGCUGAAGUCAUUGCAUUCUCCGAAAAAACCGGCAUCGAGAUGUUCACAGUUCGUGAUCGCGUUCUCGGUAUUCAGGGCCACCCUGAGUACACCAAAGACAUUCUCUUCAAUCUCAUCGACCGCCUUCUUAACAACGGCUGCAUCGAGGUAAUUGAUCAACCGCAUCACUAAUAAAGGUUUCGCUGAAGAUGCCAAGUUCGCUUUAGAGAUGACAGAGCCAGAUCGAAAAUGCUGGGAAAGGAUCUGCAGAAACUUUCUCAAGGGAAGAUAGAAGUACUGCUUACAUUGUAGUUCUUUCAUUUUUUUGGUUGAAUUUUUGUUUCCUUUUGUGACUCCAUUACUGACCAAACGUGGUUAGAAGAAACAAUGUACGAGCUCGUUCAUAAAUUAAAGUAUAUACGUUUUCCAA
This is a messenger RNA of Syzygium oleosum, 1107 nucleotides long. RefSeq names its product gamma-glutamyl peptidase 5-like. Gene Ontology annotation, cellular component: cytosol. NCBI's taxonomy places the organism in Eukaryota, Viridiplantae, Streptophyta, Magnoliopsida, Myrtales, Myrtaceae. Bases 195 to 869 code for a protein of 224 amino acids. The transcript has 3 exons. The record is from RefSeq and is a predicted model, not a curated record.